AUGGCAGGAGGUGGAAAGGCAGAUGAACCAGCACCACACCCACCAAAAGAUCAGCUCCCAAAUGUUUGUUAUUGCAUAACAAGCCCUCCUCCAUGGCCCGAGGCAAUCCUUCUUGGAUUUCAACACUAUCUCGUGAUGCUCGGGACAACAGUUAUCAUACCCACUGCCCUUGUUCCUCAAAUGGGAGGAGGAAAUGAGGAGAAAGCUAAGGUUAUUCAGACUCUGUUGUUCGUUGCUGGUUUGAACACCCUGUUGCAAACAUGGUUCGGAACAAGAUUACCUGCCGUUAUUGGGGGUUCAUACACAUUUGUUGCACCCACAAUUUCAAUUAUCUUAUCCGGUAGAUGGAGUGACCCAGAUCCCGUAUCGAGGUUCAAGAAGAUCAUGAGGGCCACUCAAGGUGCACUUAUUGUGGCAUCAACCAUUCAAAUCGUGCUUGGUUUUAGCGGUCUAUGGCGCAAUGUUGCAAGAUUUCUGAGUCCACUUUCAGCUGUUCCUUUGGUUGCUCUUGCUGGUUUUGGGCUCUAUGAAACUGAUCGUUCGGGUCUAAUUAAUGCUGCUCCAUGGAUAAGAGUUCCUUACCCUUUCCAAUGGGGUGCUCCCUCUUUCGAUGCUGGUGAAGCCUUUGCCAUGAUGAUGGCUGCAUUUGUUGCGCUUAUCGAGUCAACUGGUGGCUUUAUUGCUGUUUCCCGAUAUGCAAGUGCAACUCCAUUGCCACCAUCCAUUUUGAGCCGUGGUAUCGGCUGGCAGGGCAUUGCUAUUCUUUUGUCGGGUUUGUUUGGGACGGGUAAUGGAUCAUCCGUAUCCAUUGAAAAUGCUGGCCUUUUGGCACUGACACGUGUCGGCAGUCGAAGAGUAGUGCAGAUAUCUGCUGGAUUCAUGAUUUUCUUCUCUGUUCUUGGGAAAUUCGGGGCCGUUUUUGCUUCAAUUCCAGCUCCUAUUGUGGCUGCAUUGUACUGCCUCUUCUUUGCUUAUGUUGGUGCUGCUGGUUUGAGUUUUCUUCAAUUCUGCAACCUAAACAGCUUCCGAACCAAGUUCAUAUUGGGCUUUUCUAUUUUCCUUGGCUUAUCCGUGCCCCAAUACUUCAACGAGUACACGGCUAUUCAAGGAUAUGGGCCUGUCCACACAUCCGGCAGAUGGUAA
Molecule: messenger RNA, 1143 nt
Organism: Striga hermonthica
Lineage: Eukaryota; Viridiplantae; Streptophyta; Magnoliopsida; Lamiales; Orobanchaceae
Source: the annotation of a GenBank genome assembly